Vicugna pacos (alpaca) is the source of this 3307-nucleotide messenger RNA. NCBI's taxonomy places the organism in Eukaryota, Metazoa, Chordata, Mammalia, Artiodactyla, Camelidae. The record is from RefSeq and is a predicted model, not a curated record.
UCUUCCUGCACAGCCAAAGUAGCUAACAUCAUAGCAGAAAUAGCCAAAAAUGGUGAGGUUCUCCUCAAGAACUUUUCUGCUGGGAACAUCUUCAGUUUUACACCCUACUUAAUUUAUGCGAAUUCCAUGUGUGGAUGCUGGAUUGAUUUCACCACUGGUGCAGCUGCUAAAUAGCAAAGACCAGGAAGUGCUGCUUCAAACGGGCAGGGCUCUAGGAAACAUAUGUUACGAUAGCCAUGAGGGCAGAAGUGCAGUUGACCAAGCAGGUGGUGCACAGAUUGUAAUUGACCAUUUAAGGUCACUGUGCAGUAUAACAGAUCCCGCCAAUGAGAAGCUCUUGACUGUCUUUUGUGGCAUGCUGGUGAACUAUAGCAAUGAGAAUGAUUCCCUUCAAGCUCAGCUUAUCAACAUGGGUGUUAUUCCUACCUUAGUUAAAUUACUGGGCAUCCACUGCGAAAAUGCAGCUCUUACAGAAAUGUGUCUUGUUGCAUUUGGCAAUUUAGCAGAACUUGAGUCAAGUAAAGAGCAGUUUGCCAGUACAAACAUUGCUGAAGAGCUGGUAAAACUCUUUAAGAAACAAAUAGAACAUGAUAAGAGGGAAAUGGUUUUUGAAGUUCUUGCUCCAUUGGCAGAAAAUGAUGCUAUUAAACUACAGCUGGUUGAAGCAGGCCUGGUAGAAUGUCUACUAGAGAUUGUUCAGCAGAAAGUGGAUAGUGACAAAGAAGAAGAUAUUGCUGAGCUCAAAACAGCUUCAGAUCUAAUGGUUUUAUUACUUCUUGGAGAUGAAUCCAUGCAGAAAUUAUUUGAAGGAGGAAAAGGUAAUGUGUUUCAAAAGGUACUGUCUUGGAUUCCAUCAAACAACCACCAGCUACAGCUUGCUGGAGCACUGGCAAUUGCAAAUUUUGCCAGAAAUGAUGGAAAUUGUAUCCAUAUGGUAGACAAUGGAAUUGUAGAAAAACUUAUGGAUUUACUGGACAGACAUGUAGAAGAUGGAAACGUAACUGUACAGCAUGCAGCACUAAGUGCCCUCAGGAACCUAGCCAUUCCAGUUGUAAAUAAAGCAAAGAUGUUAUCAGCUGGAGUCACAGAGGCAGUUUUGAAAUUCCUUAAAUCUGAAAUGCCGCCGGUUCAGUUCAAACUUCUGGGAACACUGAGAAUGUUAAUAGAUGCACAAGCAGAAGCUGCUGAACAACUGGGAAAGAAUUUUAAAUUAGUGGAGCGUUUGGUGGAAUGGUGUGAAGCCAAAGAUCACGCUGGUGUGAUGGGGGAAUCAAACAGACUGCUCUCUGCCCUCAUACGACACAGUAAAUCAAAAGAUGUAAUUAAAACCAUUGUACAAAGUGGUGGCGUCAAGCAUCUAGUUACCAUGGCAACUAGUGAACAUGUAAUAAUGCAGAACGAGGCCCUUGUUGCUUUGGCACUAAUAGCAGCUUUAGAAUUGGGCAUUGCUGAGAAAGAUUUAGAAAGUGCUAAACUUGUACAGAUUUUACACAGACUGCUAGCAGAUGAGAGGAGUGCUCCUGAAAUCAAAUAUAAUUCCAUGGUCCUGAUCUGUGCUCUCAUGGGGUCUGAACCUCUGCACAAGGAAGUACAAGAUCUGGCCUUUCUGGAUGUUGUAUCCAAACUUCGCAGUCAUGAGAACAAAAGCGUUGCUCAGCAGGCCUCUCUCACAGAGCAGAGACUGGCUGUGGAAAGCUGAGAACGGCCCCUCCCUAAUACAUUUCUGAUUCCCUUUCGUCCUCCAUCCAGCUGCCUCUUCUGCUUCAUCCUCUUCCAUAUCACUUGUGCAUGCGUGUAAUGUUCCAAUACCAAUUGAAGAACUGCUGUAGGUACCUGCCCAAUAAGAUUUCUAAACCCAUUGUUAGCGUGAACAUGAAUUUGUCAAAACGAGUCUCCACUAAUAACUGUUUUCUUGUAUUCCUGUUGCUUGAGCUACAUUGAGUAGAACGUGCAUGUUGUAGUCCUAUGAUGAUGUAAACUCGGUACUACAUAAUGACUUGCUCCUCACCCUGGGUAAACUACAUAAUAAUGUACUGGUAAAUAAGAAACAAGUAAGACUGCAGCAGGAGCUAACUAGCUUAUUAAAGAUGGCAUUGACUAGUGAAAAUAGCUCCAUUUCUUGGUGCUUGGAAAGCACAGUGACCAAAAAAUCUGUAUGGCUGCUCAUUCAUUAGUCUUCCCUACUAAUGUCAAACCAUGGUACCUAGAGUUAAAUAAAAUCCAAUGCUCUCACUCUUUACCCUAUGGUUUCUCCUCCUUCCUAUGUAGAUGCUUGAAAUUGCCAGUCAUCAGUAGCCUGAUGUUGAAAACAUUGGUGGUUUUCAGCAUGAAACUAAGGGGUUGAAGAAUGUUACACUAGUACAUCUUUUUUUGCCUGUAUUUUUGAUUCUGCUGUAUGUAAAGUCUGACCUCAGAAUUUCUUCCAUCAAUUAAUCAUCAUUGUCCAACACUUGUUUUUAAAAGUCACUUGGCAUUUGCUUUCAACUCAGAAAACUGAGUAUAGCUCAUUGGAGAAUGGAUUUUUCCCCCCCGUUUUUCAUCAUUCAGCUUGAAAGUAAGAUGUUUUCCCGGUCAUUGCCUCUUUAAAUCUUAUAUUAGAACUAGCAGGACUUACAAAAAAAUUAAGAAAUGUUCAUCUAAAGAAAGCAGGUUAUAUAAAAGCCAUAGUCGCCGGUCCAGUUCACUCUGCACAUGGCCUCAUACCAGUAGCUGUUAGUUCCCCGCCUCCACUUCCCACAGAGAACUGCAGUCCGUCUUCAAGGCUCUCAGAAAAGGUGACAGUGCCAAGGCUCGAGAUGAGAAGACCUCCCUGGCAAAAUGUAGUAUAUACUCUUCACUGCCACUACCACCACCAGAUGGGUUUUUAGAGCUUUAGGACACAAUCUUUGUAAAGUAACCAAAACCCCCUGUGACAUACCUGCCUCACCUGCCUCUUCCCGUGCCCAAGUCUGACCACUACUGGCCAAAAGGUAAGAUGGGCUCCUUCCUCUCUGUGAGAUGCUGCACAUCUCGACGGACUGACCGAAGCUGGACUUUUGACUCUGAAACAGCUAUAAUUCAAGAAAGUUAACAUCCCAGUGGAGGUAAAGAACCUUUUGGCUGUUCCCUUUGAUGUCCAAGAACGGGACUAAUACUGUGAGUGCUUAAUGCUACUCUUACUGUCAGAAUGGUCUUGUUUACUGUCCUCUCCUGGGCUGGAUAGUGGGCUCUAUUUUAUUACAGGUUUUGAAAGAUAUCUGUAAUGUUGCAAUAUAGGCUGUCCAUAUUAAUAACUAAAUAAAUAGUAUAUUAAACUGUAAUGGCAUCA